This is a messenger RNA of Sinocyclocheilus rhinocerous, 2250 nucleotides long. RefSeq names its product probable E3 ubiquitin-protein ligase DTX2. Gene Ontology annotation, biological process: protein ubiquitination; Notch signaling pathway. Lineage: Eukaryota; Metazoa; Chordata; Actinopteri; Cypriniformes; Cyprinidae. Bases 329 to 1582 code for a protein of 417 amino acids. The transcript has 4 exons. The record is from RefSeq and is a predicted model, not a curated record.
UUUUGAGGCGGCUUUGGGCUGGAUUUUACUAGGACCUGGCAACCCGAUACUGAUGACUUCCUGCUUGAAAAAGUGAAACAAACUGCAGCGUGUGUACAUUCAAAAAGUGUUAACAGUGUUCUGAGUGACACUGUGAUGAUAUAUUGGACCAAACAAAAAGCGCUUCAACUUGUACUACUCUUUAGAAAACAAUGUAUAACGUUACCUUUUUACUGAAACAAACUUCUUGACGGUUACGGUACGUUAGGUCUUCUUGGCUCGUUUUGUUCCCGCUUGAUAUUGUUUUGAUUUCCCUGACAACUGAACGACGCCAUAGGUGGAGAUAGAGAUGAGCCUGCCACAGAUAUUCACUGCAGUGAGACUACACCCGCCAAAUUCAGUUUCAAGCAAAAGCAAGAUUGUGAAACACAAAUAUGAAGAUUCGAAUGGUGUUGCCAGCGGGUCGUUUCGAGAGGCUGAAGAUAUGUAUAGGAGACGUAUAAUUGUGCCAACAACAUGUGAUGGAAGUAGGGAUCUAAGACAAGAGCAGAGACCAGCUCAAAGUAACUCUUUAGUAGUUGAACCAGUUAAGGUUGAUGGCAUUGUUAUGGAUUACAUUGAAAAAAUGAAAUCCAAGGAACUUGACAUAAUUAAAAAAAGGAAUGCGGUUAUCAUGAAGCGAGAUGAUAGAUAUAUGACCUUUAUGUCUCCGUCUGGUAAGAGCGUUCACGCUCAGUUUGCACGAGAACAGUUUAUAACAUUGUAUCAAAAGAUUGCAACGGGGCUGCAAACUAGGACAUACGAUUGCAGUCAAGGAAUUAUUGCGCAUUGCCAAGCAGAAUUUCCAGAACUCCUAAUCACUCAUAAAGAUGAAAGGCGAUUGCAACUGACUGGCAACUUCAUUAGCCUUGAAAGAUUUGAGACAUUUUCGAAUGGGAGUGCACAGACAUAUUCACACUACCAAACCCCAAAUAAAACAAAAGUCAAUGACACACCUUACAAGCAACCUGUGAAACAACAGAAAUCCAUAGACCAAGCCAAAGAUGAGGCGUGUCCAAUUUGUUUGGAAACACUCAAGAUAUCUGAAUGCACAGUCUUGUCUAAAUGUAAACAUAGAUUUUGUAAAGACUGUUUGGAGAGAGCUUUCCAUGUGAAGCCAACUUGUCCGAUAUGCGGAGAGAUAUACGGCAGUCUUACAGGGACGCAACCAAAAGGAGGAACCAUGACUGUCUCAUCAGACAGGUCCUCUCUACCUGGAUAUGAAAGAUAUGGUACAAUCAUAAUUAACUACCAUAUACCAAGUGGAUAUCAGGGGGAUGAACACCCAAACCCAGGCAUGCCGUACCAGGGUGCGACCCGCAUAGCUUACCUCCCUUACUCAACAGAGGGGAAUAAGGUACUGAAGCUUCUGCAGAGGGCAUUCGACCAGCGACUCACUUUCACCAUUGGACGCUCAUCUACUACUGGACAGAACAAUGUGGUAACCUGGAAUGACAUUCACCAUAAGACGUCUCGUUAUGGAGGGCCAACCUGCUAUGGUUACCCAGAUCCAGACUACCUGAAACGAGUACAAGAUGAACUGAAAGCAAAAGGAAUCGACUAACUACUUGUAAUCAGUUCAGACACUAUUAUUACAACCAGUAGUCAUAUUAAAACAAGGACAAGAAUAAAGUAAUAUUUAAGUCUUGUGAUCACUAAUCAAGGUAAAGCACUUUUCUUUCUUUUUUUUACAGGCAUUCUUAAUGUUUAACACAGUUUUGAAUGUAUGAAUCUCAUGAAGCAGUAUAAGAGAAACAGAGUUAAGGGUUAUUCAGUGCAUUUUUGCAUUCCACUGCGCUACCUUUUCAUUGUUUUAACAAGGAGAUGUUUGACCAUUGCUUUAAUGUCUUUUGCAGCAUCACAUGUGACAGCAUUUUCAAAAUGCCCCUAAGAAAAUCUACUAUUAUGAUGUUAUGUAUGCAGUAUACCUUGUUUGUUUUACUUUAAAAAUAAUCAUUGCUAUAUUAUAUUGUGAUUAGAUUUUUUAAAUGGAUGAACAUGCAGUAAAAUUAAGUGUCAUGUAGUGUAUAGAAAAUUAUAGAGCCUCGGCAGCAAAAAACUCAUGACCAGUGUUCAUGAGAAACUAAUCAAACCAAGAGCAGGUCAUUUUAGUAACACUAAACCAUUCCCAUUGAUAUCAGGCUUUUUAAUAUUAACUUUUUUUUUUUCUGGUUCAUUUAUUGUUUACCUUUGUUUUGAUUUUGGUGGAUUGUAGUAUUAAAACUAGGAUGA